AUGGCAUACAGCUGGGACAAUCGUGUUAGUUUUAUAGUGAAGUUUCUUUACGAUAUUGAUAAUAAUGGCGUAUUGGAUCAACACGACUUCGAGUGCAUGGCCCUUAAGAUGACGUUGAUCGAGGGCAAGGGAGACUUUAAUUACAAUCGGUAUCAGGAAAAUCUUCACAUAAUGCUCUCCUUGUGGGAAGAGAUAGCAGAGCUCGCCGACUUUAACAAGAUUUGGGUCCCCUUAAUAUCGGUUAUAAAUGAAGCGGUAUUGAUAAUGAAAAAAUCAAAUGAAAUAAGCCUCAUCUGCGUUAUAAAUAUUCAGGAUGGCAUAGUAACGGUCGAAGAGUUCAAAAAAGCAGUACAGAAAAGUUGCGUGGGCCGUUCCUAUCGAGAUUUCCCCCAAGCCAUGAAGAUGUUUAUAGACAGUCAUUUCAAGUUGGUUGAUAUUAACGAUGACGGUGUUAUAGCAGCUGAUGAGUUCCGGUAUAAUUGCGUCACGAGGAUUCCCGUGGACAGUAUUGACGUGCUCGACGAGGCUUACCAAAAUCUUUUGACGGACGACGACAGAAGACGAGGCGGAUUGACGUUAUCGCGGUACCAAGAGCUUUACGCACAAUUUUUGGGCGACCCGGACGAGAAUAGUCCGGCUGUACAUCUUUUUGGACCACUGCACGAGUUGUGCUAA
Molecule: messenger RNA, 675 nt
Organism: Venturia canescens
Lineage: Eukaryota; Metazoa; Arthropoda; Insecta; Hymenoptera; Ichneumonidae
Gene: Scp1
Product: sarcoplasmic calcium-binding protein 1
Exons: 5
Coding region: 1-675 (224 amino acids)
Source: RefSeq, a predicted model, not a curated record